Gryllus bimaculatus (two-spotted cricket) is the source of this 330-nucleotide messenger RNA. Lineage: Eukaryota; Metazoa; Arthropoda; Insecta; Orthoptera; Gryllidae. The record is from the annotation of a GenBank genome assembly.
AUGCUGGUACGUUCAAAGGAGGAUGUCCGGAGGAUAAAUUGUAUGAAGAUGCCAACAAAACGAAAAAAAUCAUAUGACCUCUCAAAAUUUCCAGUCCAGAUAGAGCAGUUGUCAGAGUUCAAGUACCUUGAGUCGCUGGUUCGAGAGAGAAAAGUGGCGUCCCUGGCUGAUAUCCACAGCAGAAUUAGGCUCGCAGAAGCGGCGUUUCUUAGCACAAAUGGUGUCCAUGGAAGCAUGAGAAAGACUCGCUCAAGACCAGAAUCCGCCUCUUUCGGACAUAUCUUCCCAAUACUCCUCUUUGAAUCUAAGACGUGGGUGACGUGGGCCUGA